UCCGCGCCCCACUCGAUUGGGAGUUUGGGACGCAAUUCAAAAGGGGACGAGGGCAGGUCAGGCGCUCGGCGCUCCUCACGAGCAACGGCUACCACACGAAACAAUUUCCUCUUCCUCCUCAGCGGCACCGUCUCGUCGUCACCUCCCUCCUCUUCCCUUCCCGCGGCCCCCGACGCCCUCCGUCCCUCGUCGUCAUCCAGUCAUCCCCUACACCCGAUAAAAGGUACGAUGGAAGAAGCAGCCUGCACCGCUGCUCCGAGCCUCCCUUAUCACUCUCCGUGGAUCAGGACCGCUCCCGUCAGAGUAGUGGCGAAGAUUUGCCCGGGCGGAGACCCCACUGGAUCCAUGCAGGUCUCCGCCCGUGUUCCCGAUCCGGCUAACUCCUCCUCCGCUUCCGUCUCAUUCGUCCCCAUAAUCAAGGAGUCUGCUCUUUCUAAUAUGACCCACCGCAAACAUCGCGAGCACAAACUCGAUUGGUGCUAUCUCAACGACGAUUCGUACACAGACAUUUUUCACAACGAGGUUAAACAGCUUGUGGAUAAAAUCUUCUCCUCUGAUGGCCACAACCACGCAUGUGUAGUCACUUGCGGUUCCACUAGCAAAACCCACCUUGUUAUAGGGUCCGAUCAUCAACCGGGCUUGCUCACUAUGGCCAUGGAGCGAAUAUUUGACUAUGCCAAACCUAUUAGGGCAACUGUCAGUGUUUCCUCUUAUCAUGUGCUUCAAGACAGCCAUGUCUUUGAUCUUUUGGAUCCUAAGAACAACGAGGUCCUUGUGCGAGAGGAUGCUGAUGGAAGGACUCAUCUGAAGGGCCUCUCUAUGGUUGAAAUCAAUUCAAUUCAGGAGUUUCAGAAUUUGUGUUAUGAUAGUGACAAACACCAAAAUCGCACCAAAGUUUCCAAAGCUAAAGGACACAAUGGUUUUAUUAUUUUUAUUUCUAAAUCUGAUCAGAAUGGCAAAGAAUCCUCUGUAUCAAAAAUGCAUUUUCUUGAGUUGGCAGACCAUAUCAAUGAUAAGCAAAAGAGCCAUGGUGAAAGAUUUGUUCAACAAAAUUCCAAGAAGUCCUUAUAUGCCGUGAUGGAUGUUGUGCAAGCUCUAAACAGCCACCAGAGCUUCAUACCCUAUAGAAAAAGCAAAAUAACCCAUAUUUUGCAAGACUCUUUAUCCAAGACAGGUGGUGCUUUAUUAAUAGCAUGUUUGGAUGAAGUCUCAUGCCAAGAUGCAAUCUCUACUCUAAGCUUGGCUUCACGCUCAAGCCAAGUGGUCAAUGAACAACGGUACAACUUAUCCUUAAUCACAAAAGGUUGUUCAAAGUCAAAUGUAAAGCUUUCAGUGAACAAUAAGAAUUUGUCAAGAUCGUUAUUGUCUUCUAUCCAACAACAAAGUCCCGUGCUGGAGAAGCCAUACAAAACCCAAGUUAAUAACAUUGCAGUAAAAGCAACAAGAUCUCUCAAUGCCAAUAAGAGAUCUGAAACAAGCACACAUUCAGCAAAAAAGACUGUAAACUUAGUCUCUGCUUCGAUUAAUUUGAAACACUCUGGUGCUAAGUCUAUUCUAAGGGAAAGGAACUUCUUUAUUCCAACUACUAAUUCAUCAAAGGAAGAUAAGAAAACUUUUGUGACAACUGCGGUAAGGAAACAUGAGAGCGAUAUGCAGGAGAAUCACAAUGGCACAAAAAAUAUUGUAGUAUCAUCUGAAAUGCAAGUAGUACCUUGCAGCAUGAAAGAGAUAGUAUCAAGUGACAUGAAAGAAGAGGAUCAUUCCUCUCCAGGUUUUCUUGCAGAGAACUUAUUUGCUGACUUGGGCUUUACAUGUUCAUCUAAUGCAGCUGAUAAAACAACUGAGGAAAAUCCAGCCACCGUUCUCCAAUCUUCUCCGAAGAUAAGCGACCAAUUGAGAAAGAUAUCAAAUUCACUGAAGCUUCUUAAUUCUAUGGCACCUAGUAUAGUAAAACAGAAAACAGAUAUAGUUCGUCCACAAUCCUUUGACUUAGUUGAAGCAGAACCAAAAACUCCUGAGGUCAACUUAAAACUUUGGCAUGCUCAAGAUGCACAAGAAUCACUUAAGGCUCGUAGCACAGGGAUUAAGAAAUCUCUAGCUAAGGAGUGUUUGUUGUUUCUAAACAGCGCUAAUAAGGAGCAGUUAAAAAGUUUAAAGGGUAUUGGAGAGAAAAGGGCAAACUAUAUACUUGAGCUUCGAGAGGAGUCACCAUUGAAAGAGAUUGAUGAUCUUAAAAGCAUAAUUGGGAUGAGCAAAAGAGAGAUCGACAAGAUGAUGUCAAAGUUGAUUUCGGACUCGGAGAUGAACGAGUAAGGGUUGUAUUGAUCUCUUCCCACUUAGGAAAGGAGGAGAAGGUCAUAGUUCUAAAUUUAAAUAUCGAUGCUUGUUGUUAUCAGAUCGCUGUGGAAUCCAGAUGAUUUUGGGUGUUGCUUGUGAGAAUAUUCUGAUGUUUUGUUUUUUUAAAAAAAAUUACAGGAAUGUCUUCUCUACGUAUAGGUUUUAUACAGGAAUGUCUUGUCUACGUAACGUAUAAGUUUUGUUUUUAAAAAAAGAAUAUAAUCGGGUGGAAGGCUUUCAGGUUUGCUGUAUUAGACAAAAACCUAUCAGUUACCCUGUCAUAUUGUGAGUGUGCAUAUUGUCAUAUUGUUA
Zea mays is the source of this 2649-nucleotide messenger RNA. RefSeq lists its product as uncharacterized. The record is from RefSeq and is a predicted model, not a curated record. Gene Ontology annotation, biological process: microtubule-based movement. Gene Ontology annotation, molecular function: ATP binding; microtubule binding; ATP hydrolysis activity. The transcript is spliced from 17 exons. Lineage: Eukaryota; Viridiplantae; Streptophyta; Magnoliopsida; Poales; Poaceae. The coding region runs from base 229 to 2313 and encodes 694 amino acids. Gene Ontology annotation, cellular component: kinesin complex; microtubule.